ACAUCUCCAACGAGUCUUGUUAAAGGAAGCUGUCUUCUCCUUGACAGUUCCCAGAGACAAACUCGGUUUCUCUGUUCUUUCUCUGUUCUGUGAGGAAACCCAGAAAUUCUUAUUCUCAUUAUAUAUAAAAACAAAGAAGCUCUUCUUAGUAAUUAUCCAUAUAAAGUAGAGAUCGCAAUUGAAGGAGGAGAGAAAUUAAAGAAAUGUCUGUAAGAGCGGCGGCGGUUUCUUCUCUGAGAGAGGAUGAUCACCGGAAUCUGAACAAGCAGAUUGGGUGCAUGAACGGAAUAUUCCAUCUCUUUGAACGGCACCAUUUCCGGCGUGUCGGCCGUCACACCAAUAAAAGGCUGCUUUCAGGCGCCAACCACAUGGAAAGUGCAGCAGAACAGCUAAAACUGGAAAAAAUCCCAAAGGUCUUCAAAGAGUCGUCCAAGAUUCUCCCACCACUUGACCAAAGCAAAACAACUAAACUGGAAUUACUACCACCACCACCCUCCAACCAAACUAGCUUCCACCAACGGGAUCUCAAAGGCGCGGUGAAGGACUCAAUGUACCGAGAAGCCCGUAGUAUAUCCAUCAAAACAGUGACCAAAACAGAAGGAAGAGUUCAAGUAGUGAAACAUGUAGACUCCCCGAGACCUUCACAAUCAGACGGGUUGAUGAGAGCUAAUGCUAAGAAACUUUUAGAACCUCGACGUCUCUCCUAUGAUGGUAGAGAUUCGGGUGGAAAGGGGAUGAAAGUAAAAGAGAUCCCAAGGUUGUCAUUGGACAGUAGAGUCAAGUCCAUACAAACUUCUGCAGGUGAAUCCAGAUCAAACUUCCUUUUAUUGGGGAAUAAUCAUAAAAGAUCACCAAGUGUUGUGGCAAAGUUAAUGGGAUUGGAAGAGCCAUCGUAUUCUCCUUCAUCCCACGAGGAUGAAAUGGUAAUAAAAGGUUCUGGGGUAGCACCACAUCAGCAGCGCUUCUCGGUGUAUAGUGAAAUCGAGAAAAGGAUCACAGAGCUCGAGUUUCAGAAAUCCGGGAAGGAUUUGCGAGCACUAAAACAAAUACUUGAAGCGAUCCAAAGGAGUGAAAGACAAGAAACAAACACUCCCUUAGUCCAGCAAAACAACAUCAGCCACUCCCCAAGAAGGUCAAUGGAGUCUUCUUCUCGUAAUAUCAUUAGGAAACCAGCAAAGCUUAAUGAUGACAAGAUCAGACCAGUCAGUUGCAGAGAAAAUUUGGUUGCUGAUGAGAGGAAAAGUUUGUCACCAAGGAGAAGUUACAACAAAGACGCAGGUCAGCACCUUUCUAACGGAAAGAAGAAGAACGGGAAAGCAGUACAGGGCGGCUCGACUGGUGCAGUGAGUCCAAGGUUGCAACCACAUCUCCCGCCGCUCGAACUGAGUAGAGUGAGAAAGCACCAAGGCACACCACAAACAAAAGAAUCAGGAUUGCGGAACAGGAGAUAUAAGCUUAAAUCCAGCAAUCUGAAGCCAGAAGUCAAGAUUGAGAUCCGCAAUAACUUAAAGAACUUCAGUGAUCAAUAUGAUACAGCUUCGAUACAGUCAGAAAGUGACAACAGCUUGGCAUCAUGUAUGGACACUGAAGUCACAAGCAAAUAUCGCUCUAAACCGAGAAGAAACUGUAAAGAGAUGGAUCCUUCAAUGAUGCUGAAUGAGGAACUGCCGAUCUCUGAACUUCAAAUUUCUAUGAAAGAACAAAGAAGUCCGGUGUCUGUGCUUGACUCAACAUUUUACAUUGAAGAUUCUCCAUCCCCGGUGAAGAAGAUAUCAACAGCUUUUAGAGAUUAUGAUGCUAUAGAAAAUGAUGAAGCAAAGUGGCAUUCAAAGGAUUUCA
Molecule: messenger RNA, 1839 nt
Organism: Cuscuta europaea
Lineage: Eukaryota; Viridiplantae; Streptophyta; Magnoliopsida; Solanales; Convolvulaceae
Source: the annotation of a GenBank genome assembly